This is a messenger RNA of Suillus subaureus, 1671 nucleotides long. RefSeq lists its product as uncharacterized. The record is from RefSeq and is a predicted model, not a curated record. Gene Ontology annotation, molecular function: protein binding. NCBI's taxonomy places the organism in Eukaryota, Fungi, Basidiomycota, Agaricomycetes, Boletales, Suillaceae. The transcript is spliced from 7 exons. Bases 1 to 1671 code for a protein of 556 amino acids.
AUGGUUGAAUCGAAAAGCCCGUGCGUCACAAAUCCAAUUGCAGCCGUGCCAUUUCAAAUUUCAAUUGGAGUUGCACGCUGGGCAGAAGCACCCACCAAGCGCCUACAGCAGGACUUGCAGUCAGCUAUUAUGAUUGCACCAAAGCUCGAUAUGAGGCAGACCACAGUGGUGGGCAGCCUGCCCACCAUACAGGCAGACAUGAAGCAUUCGGAAACACUUGCUUUGAUCCUCCUGCCCUCUGAGUUACUAAUAGAAAUCCUUCGUCAUGCAGACGGUCGAUCUAUCUUGCGGUGUUCCUCUGUCUGCCGCAAAUUGAAUAGUGUGAUUGAUUCCUCUGCAGAGCUCCAGUAUCGUAUCGAGCUUGCUCUCGAUUGCAUGCUUGACGGCCCUCAGAGCACCGUCACCGUUGCAGAGCGUCUAGAACAACUCCGGACCCUUCGUCGUGCGUGGACCUUGUUUGAGUGGAAGAAAGAGGUUCGGGUACCCAUGCAUGGUUUCUGCCACGCAUACGAGCUUGUAGGAGGCGUAUUUGCGAAGACAUCCUCUCCGGCAGGCAUUCACAAUCAAUCCGGUCCACGAAAAUUCAUCUCCUCCUGGUUGCCGUCCUCGUCUGAUCCUGGUCACACGCUGGUUCGGAAAGAUAUAGGGAUCUCAACAAGAGACUUCGCCAUCGACCCGUCGCAAGAUCUCAUCGCUCUUGUCCAAUCUGAUGAUAAUCUAGUGAAUGGCUCUAGUUACACAGAAAUACACAUACGCACGAUAUCCUCCAACGUGAAGCACCCCGAAGCGUCAUCUCCUGUUCUUCGCACCCUCACCCCGUCCACGAUGACCAGUGCCUUCAUACAGAUUGUGGACGAUGUUAUUGGGAUGAUGUUUUGGAUGGAGCUUGAAAGUCCACGUAUCACAAUCUGGAACUGGAGGACGGGUCAAAUACUUGUCGAUCGUGACGGCGACGACUUACCCAGUCAUAUCAGCGACUUUUCCUUCAUUUCGAACCGUGCGUACAUGAUCACGCGUGGGGUAAACGAGGGCUCGAUCCAAGUCUUUACAUUUGGGGAAAAUGAACACGAAAUUAUCCAUGUCGCAAGCCUAUCACUGCCUCCCCUCAAGUCCCGUACCCAUUUGGUGCACUGCGCGAUUCAUACCUGGUCCCUUUGUGGCAAGGUGUCUUCCAAACACGCCUUUCUGGACCAAUCAGGAGGAGCGGAUAAUAGCACUCCUCUCAGAUACAUACGGAAAUACCGUGAACAAAGAGAAACAGACCCCUUCGAGGUGCCUUGGGAGGAGUGGGGCCCGCGCGAGAGCCGCAUGCUCCAUCAUCAAGUCCCAUAUCAGUGGCUGAGAUACGUUCAUGGCUACCGAGUAGUCUUUCCACUACUAUCCGGCAACAUGCAAGUGCUAGACUUCAAUGUACGCAAAACCAAGCGGCAUGUUUUUCCUCAGCAGCCGGACUCCAAAGCGAGUGUUGAGGUCAUUGAUUACCCCUCGACUAUCUUGGCGGACGGCAUUUUCCCGGGCCCUGUUGAGACAAGCUUGCCCUAUCGCGUUUGUCGAAGGGAUGAGCUUAAAGGUUUUUCGGGCGUGAUGAUCGAUGAGCAAAGGUUGAUUGGUUUAAAAAGCCCCUCGUUUACUGAUGGCGAUAUAAAGGAUCUAUACGUUUUCGUGUUUUGA